Myodes glareolus (Bank vole) is the source of this 936-nucleotide messenger RNA. RefSeq names its product defensin beta 108B (gene Defb108b). Gene Ontology annotation, biological process: innate immune response. The record is from RefSeq and is a predicted model, not a curated record. NCBI's taxonomy places the organism in Eukaryota, Metazoa, Chordata, Mammalia, Rodentia, Cricetidae. Gene Ontology annotation, cellular component: extracellular region.
GUAAAUGACCACGUCAUUCAAUGUCUUCAUUCAAUGCCUCCCUCAAAGCAAACCGUUCACAGCACUGGGUUGGAAGCCAAUCACCAUGCAAUAGGGUAAGCUGUCCAGGACGAGCAAAGCACUGGGGAAGCUCAAACCAAGAAUCACACACAAGGUGUGUGAUUAAUUAUUAGCAAAUCUAAUAAUUCUGGGAAAUAGUCGUCGCUGGUGAAAAUAUCUAGUCCCUCAAUAAGCCAGCGGGCACCUAGCAGAGCCUAACUCACUGUAACUUAGUAGAGAUGGCUGCGUGAUCACACACUUUCAUCCGUAGCCAAACUGCUUGGAGACCAUGUUCCUAUUUAGCAAGGUUUUCUGAUCAAAACUGGGAAUGCAACCACAUCCUCGAUGUGUCCAGUGACCAACAAAACAAGGACUCUUCAGUCUUCCCAUGGAGAGCUCUCCACAGAACUCCGCCAUCCAUGAACAUCCCUAAUGAGGACAGAGGGACACUCUUUGUCCAGACCAAGACAUCCCACCGAUGUCAUCAAGCCACAGGUAGAAGUCCUCACUGCUUCCCGGAAGCAAGGCCAGGCUUUCGUCCUCCACCAUGAAGAUCGCUGUCUUCUGCUUUACCACUGUCUUCCUCACAACUCAAGUUCUACCAGUCAGGGGCAAGUUCAAGGAAAUCUGUGAACGCCCAAAUGGUGUUUGCCAAUCAUAUUGCCUUGAAACGGAAGUCUACGUUGGGAGGUGUUUAAAUAAACGACCGUGCUGCCUGCCCAUGGGGAAUCAACCCGGAGUUGAGAACGUCACACCCAAGAGCUGAAGCCUUUCGCUCGGAUCCCUCACAGCGUGUUUUAUCCCUGCUUCUCUCUCUCCUCUCUUUCUCUCUUCUGUGUUUUUGAAUAGGUUCUUGUUCAUUCCUCAAUAAGUAAUAAAGCAAAAUAGCGGAGAGAA